This is a messenger RNA of Myodes glareolus (Bank vole), 4935 nucleotides long. The record is from RefSeq and is a predicted model, not a curated record. NCBI's taxonomy places the organism in Eukaryota, Metazoa, Chordata, Mammalia, Rodentia, Cricetidae.
GUUGAGGAGUGGCCUCCAGUACCCAGCUGGCUUUUCUCCUGAACCUUAUUGCUUGUCUCUGCUCACCUCCCUGCCAUCAGGGAAGCACACGACUGGCAAGGGAUCUUUCUACUUUUCCUGAUCUCAGGCUUGGGGACUGCGCUCUCAUCAGACUGUGAGGCUGGCCUCCCGUGGGUUUGGACAACACUUUCCUUUGCUUCUGAUGGCCUUCAUGAAGAUGAGGCUGGUUUAUGCUUUCAUUCUGAUGAUGGGCGCUCUUUGCUUGUACUUCAGCAUGGAGCCUUUUGAGGAACUGACAUUUGUUCUCAAGAAAGGUCACGGGAAGUUCCUCCAGCUUCCAGAUAUAGAUUGCAAGCAGAAGCCCCCUUUCCUUGUGCUGCUGGUGACUUCAUCCCACAAGCAACUGGCGGCUCGCAUGGCCAUCCGCAAGACAUGGGGUCGAGAGGCAGAGGUGCAGGGGCAGCGUGUGAAGACCCUCUUCCUCCUGGGGGCCUCAGACAGCACCGAUGAAAUGAAUGCCAUAGCCCAGGAGGGCAAGCAGUACCGUGACAUCAUCCAGAAGGAUUUCAAGGACGUCUAUUUCAACUUGACCCUGAAGACCAUGAUGGGCAUGGAAUGGGUCCACCACUUUUGUCCUCAGGCAGCUUUUGUGAUGAAGACAGACUCAGACAUGUUUGUGAAUGUUGGCUAUUUGACUGAACUGCUGCUGAAGAAAAACAAAACCUCCAGGUUCUUCACAGGCCACAUAAGGUAUUAUCACUCCCCCUUCAGGCAUAACUUAAACAAGUGGUUUGUGAGUAAAUUUGAAUAUCCCUGGGACAGGUACCCACCUUUUUGUUCUGGUACGGGUUAUAUCCUUUCUAGUGAUGUGGCCAGCAAAGUAUACAGUGUCUCAGAGAGUGUCCCAUUCCUCAAGCUGGAGGAUGUGUUUGUCGGGCUCUGCCUGGCCAAGCUGAAGAUCCGGCCUGAGGAACUCCACACCAAACAGACCUUUUUCCCAGGUGGCUUACGCUUCUCUGUGUGCCGCUUUCGGAAAAUUGUUACCUGCCACUAUGUGUCACCAAAGGACUUACUCACUUACUGGCAGAUACUGGAGAACUCUCAGGAACAGAAUUGCUCUGCUGUCUGAGGGGAUAACCUUUGGUGAUAAUUUGGGAAGAUCUGGGCUGGCCUUGCUAAGAACCAUCAGGGGUAGAGAAGUAGGAGGAAGGCAAAGAGUGUGUUCUCAAUGCCCUGCAUGUACUAGAGUGGAUGUAUACACACACAGGUCAAGACUUGUUCCCACUUGACACCCAUAGCAAUAGCAGAUCUCAUGUACCAGGCUUAUGCACUAUGUUCUCAAUGUUUGAGACAUGCCUUCAUCUGCUCAUUUCAGGGCUCAGUAUACAUAUGAAGCCAUGGAUGUGAUCAUUCCCAUUUUACAGGUUAGGAGCCAGUAGCCAUGGUCACUUACUUGUUCAAAGACCCCCAUUCUGCAGAUGGAGCAGGAAUGAGGAAUUAAGUGCUAUUAGAAUUAAGUUGGUGGCCUCCAACUGAGUGUCUCAUUCUUUGGGAGAGGAUGGUAGUGGAAGAAGCUUAGUGUGGGGAUGUCUUAAAGCUAACUAGCCUCCUUCAGUCUUUUUCCUGAGUCCCGUGCCCCUCAAUUCCCAAUCCUUCUACUUUUUAAAUGCUGAGUCUGGGAUGAACCAGCUUUCUCAGGCCUUUUCCCUCACUUGAAUGAUGUAGGGAGGCACUGAGUCUGUUAGCCACUUGGUACCCAAUGCAUCUUUAACAUGAGACAUGCACACCUGCAGACACUAGCUCACCUCUAUGCUUGAAGGAAACUGGGUUGUAUGACCAUAUAAAUCAGACUGAGAAACCAUAGCUGAGUCUUUUUGUAUAGGCCAAAUACACUGCUGAAAUCCUAGCAAGGGUGACGUCUCCUCUGAGACUGUUGGGACACCUUGUCUCUGUUGUGGAUGUCUUGAUGGAUUGAUGGGGUGUCCAGUUGCAGCCCUGGAACACUUCAGAUCUCAAACUCAAGGGCAGCCAGGCACAGGCAUAGUCUGUAUUGGUGUCCAGGAACUUUGCUGGGACCUGGGCUGGUCCAAGCUCCUGGGAUGCAGAACAUGGAGGUAGGCCCAGUCGAAGGGUUUUACCCAACAUGUGAUCCUUCCCCGGCCCUUCAAACUGAGUUUAGCACGUGCACACACAGAGAUCCAGGUGUCUACAUGAAGGAUCCAGGCUAGUUUUAUUUACUUGGGAUGAGACAUAGCAAAUUCCUCUGAUAUUCUCUUUAGAGGGUGAGGUUGCCUUGAUCUUUUUCUUUUGCACAAUCAGUGGCAAGCUUCUCAUGAGGUCAGCUGUACUAUGAUGGGGACAUGAGCUGAAGGAGUGGCUCACAGUUGCACACCCAGAGGGUUUCUUGACCUCCAGCCUCCAGGCAGAAGUGAAACACACCCACCACCCUGCUGAGGGAGCAUAGCUUUUACCAUCACAGAUGCACCAGUGGUCAAACCAGAGUGUCCAUUGCUGGCCUCAGGGUGCUGUUUUGAAAGAACAAAGCCAGGCUUCAGAUAUCCUCUGGUUUCCCCACUGAGUCUGCAGCCACAUGGCAGACUGAAUAAUUCACAAACUGUAUUUAAUAAGGCAGCUGUUGGGCACCACUUAAAAAAUAGAUGAGAUGUUGCUUAGAUCUUCUCCAUCCCUCCAUUUGGACACAUUUGCUUUCUUGUACCAAAUUUUGAAAAUUAAGAAGUAAUUUCCUGUGUUCAUCACAUUAGGACUGGCAUCUUAGCCUUCUCUAGGCUGGGUCUCCUGGUAGACAGGAUGCUUACUCCUCUCUCUGGCUGGGACUUUGGCUUGGUAUAGUGGGGGAGGAGAGUUUUGUAAUUAUUCACAGGUCCUGAGGGGGACUUCCCAAAGGAGAUGUCUGAUACCAAACAAGCUGCUGCUUCUUGUGGGGGUACUAGCCUGGGAGUCCCUCCUGGCCUGGGUAAAAAGGAUGAGUGGGUUAAGGUGUUUGCUGCCAAAUUACCCUAGCAAAUGCAAUUCAGUCCUUGAGACCCACAUGGUGAAAGAAGACAAUUGAGCUUCACAAGCCCAUGGUGGGUCUGCACAGAUGUGUAUGUACACACAUAAAUAAAUAAAAUGCAAACAAAAAUAAUCUUUGCAAAGGCUCCUGCAAACACUGACCUCUGAGACUCUGUUUAUUUUUAUUUCUCUGUGACUCUCCACAACGUAAACCCUGUGUGUGAACACUGGCAGAGAUGAAUUAGAAGUAAACUCUCAAUCACACCUCUAGGAUUUGUGCGGUGCUUUCAUUUGGCUGAGAAUUUGGUAGGAAAAUUCAUUGGGGGCUUGCCUCUUGUGUCUCCUGCCUUUUAACCUAAGUUUCAGGAAUAGACAGAUCCUCAAAAUUGGCUUUAGAUUGUUCCUGGAGGUGAAGAUUGAAUCUCCCCAGCUCAGAGUUGAGACGGGCUGUAUGAGCCUGAGAUGAACGAAUUGUAAUAAAGCAUAAUAACAAUAGCAAAAGGUUUUAAUCAAUUAAAAGCAGCAUUCUUUUAGUUUAGUCAUUCAAGUCCAAGUAGAAAAAUGAAUUCUAUGGCUAAAUGUCAUGUGUGUGUGUGGGGGAUUCUUUUUGAGUUUUGGUGCUGGGGAUGGGGCCCGUGACUGCACAAAGCUCUCCCCAGCCCCUGGUGAUUGUUUUGCAUCAUGCAUUCUACUACCUCCAUGCAGGGGUCAUGGGGAUCAGCUCCUGAUGCCUGCAGUUUCAAUGCUGUGCUGGAAGGUUAGGACUGUUAACUUGACACAACUUACAAUCGUGCUGCAGAGGGUUUUAACGAGAAAUAUCUCUUUAUUAUCCAUUGAUGUAGGAAGACUCAGCCCACUGUGGGUGACAGUGUUCCCUAGGCAGUGUGUCCUGAGCAAUGUGAGAGGAGGAAGCCAGGUGAGGACAAGCAAAGAUCCAUGUGUUUUUCCUGUUUCUGUGAGACCAUGGAUGUGCCCCUCUGCUUUAAGUUCCUGCCUUGACUUCCCUGCAAUAACAGACCACACCUGGGGGUGUGAGCCAACGGAAACCCUUAUUCCUGGAGCUGCUUCUAGUCAGGGUGUCUAUCACAGUAACAGAAAUGAAGCUAAAACAGAUGCUCAGGGCAUCACCUACACAGAGUUUCAGACCCUUUUCACACCACCACGUCCCUGGAUGUCAUCGCCAGUGCUACCCAAACAGAGGUGAGUCCAGAGAGCUGUGAAACCCUUCUUACAUUCUGCUUUUGGAAAUAUCAGAGGGGGAUAUCGGACUCAAUUCACUUGGUCACAUAAGACAAAAAAUACCCUCUGUGACUGGAAGCCACUCAUCUGAAACUGAGGACACUUUGUGGUCAAAUCUGAUUUCCUAAAGGAUAAAAUUUAAAUGUCUGUGUCAUUGAAUGGUGUUUGAAAUUGUCAUUUGCCUGUACAUUGAGAAGGUUCUACAGACUGAUACUCUGUUUAGGAAGCAGGUAUAUGUAUUUAUGAUUUGUUAUAAUGGUAUUUAUCUUUAAUAAAAGUUAAAUUAUAAGCAACAUAAUGCAUGUGGGUGGUUAUAAUAUACAGCUCCUCUGAAGUUAUCCAUAUCUGUAUGGUCUAAAUUUGGCUAUCUUUUUUUUCAUUGAUGUUUGUGUCUGGAUUUUUUUUUAAAAAACUUGGCUUUGGUUUUGUAUGCUCAGAAAAGUAUUGCUGAACAGUCUUGCUUAUUUUUGAAAUAUAAGAGAACUUCUUGUUUCACUCAUAUUUUGGAGGCAAAGCCACAGAACUCAACAGAACUCUGAAAGGCUUUCAGGGCAGUGAGCCUUGGGUGAGAAGUGAGGCAUUCUUGAUAAUUAUAAAUCCAGACAGUAGGCAAUCAUCCUUUGGAAUUCUUUUCUCUCUGGAGUACUUUUCUAUUGUUUAAGCCUAAGGAAUAAACCUUAUGAG